Messenger RNA from Cooperia oncophora, 306 nucleotides. The record is from the annotation of a GenBank genome assembly. NCBI's taxonomy places the organism in Eukaryota, Metazoa, Nematoda, Chromadorea, Rhabditida, Trichostrongylidae.
AUGAAUGUGAGCGAAGGGAACACACCUGCGAUCGUAAUGCCGUCUGCGAAAACACUGAAGGAUCGUUCACAUGCCAGUGCAAUGCCGGUUAUACCGGCGACGGACAUCAUUGCACCAGUACGGACGUCGAAGCAACUGAAGCUGCACCGCCACCUCCAGUGGAACGCGAAGAGUCACCCUCUGGCCAUCGUAAAGGAGUGUGCACGAAUCACCAACAAUGUCACAAAUGGGGAGAAUGCGUUUUUGCUGACGGAUCUCCAUACGGACAAUGCCGUUGUCGUGGAUGGUACACUGGCGACGGAGUAG